CGAUAUUUUCGCUGGGUUCGUCCUCCGUAGUUACAUAAAGAUGUUGCCGAUUACAUGAUUCCCAUGGAUGUUAAACAGUACAUAUCAUGGACAGCAACGAUUUGCCAGUUUGGACUUCUUUCAACAGGGAUACAAGUCUGUUUGAAAAUAAAACAACAGGGCAGUACAAAGAACAUAACUUUUUUCCCAUUCUUGUCAACAUGUUUAAGUUCCAUUCUUUGGACAAAGUAUGGCAUCCUAGUAGAUGACACUCCUAUUUACACCAUAGGAAUAUUAGGAAUGAUUACACAAUCUGCAUAUCUACUAUUUUAUUAUAUUAAUACAAGAGAUAAGAAGCUGCUAAUGCAGAGAUUAAUGUAUUCAUUUUUUGGAGUAUGUUCACUAUUGACUUAUGUUAAGUACUACAUUGCUGACUUUGAUACAGCUGUCUUCCAUCUUGGAUUCAUUGCAAGUGGUUUCACUGUAGCAGUAUAUGGCUCACCUCUGGCUUCUGUGGCUAAUGUGAUUAGACACAAGAGUACAGAAUUUAUGACAUUUUCCAUGUGUCUAGGAAACUUUGUUGUGGCUCUUCUUUGGGCAAUAUAUGGACAACUUGUCCAAGAUAAUUUUAUUUUGGUGCCCAAUGGUACAGGUGUUAUGUUGGGCUCAUUACAAUUGCUCCUUUUUGUUUUCUAUCCAAGCACUUCACAGAGGACAAUAACAUACAACAUGAGUUCAAAACCUGCUAGACAAGUUUGACCUGGAUUAAAGAUAGAAAGAUACAAAUAUAGAAGAAAAAUAUCCAAAUAAUUUAUUAAAAUUUUAUUUUAAGUGAAAAACCCUACAAAUUAAAUAUAUUAAUUUCAGCCUCUUGUUUAAAAAAAGAACCCUUAAUUAAAUUUAGUGAAAAGAAAAAAAAAUAAAGUUAUGUCGCUGAAACAUUUUGUUAGUGUUACUGCUUACUUCUUGAAGCAUGAUUUAGUUAUUAUUAAAUAAUAUGGUGAUGAAUGCAUGAAUUUUGAUUGGUUCUUACUUAUGAUCUGUAAGAGGAAAGACGCAUAGCUAUCGUCGCAGUAACGACAUUUUGCUUUUUUUAUUAAGUGAAACAAAUAUGUUGUCAUGAGUCUGUUCAGUAAUAGAUAUGGUGCCACUUUUUGGUUCUUACCAAAUUUUGAUGUCAUCUGUGAUCUUUUUUCUGAACAGACCCAUGGCAACUUGAUAUACUACUUAUGAUAUAUUACUUAUGAUAUAUUA
Molecule: messenger RNA, 1233 nt
Organism: Pocillopora verrucosa
Lineage: Eukaryota; Metazoa; Cnidaria; Anthozoa; Scleractinia; Pocilloporidae
Product: sugar transporter SWEET1
Biological process (GO): carbohydrate transport
Cellular component (GO): membrane
Molecular function (GO): sugar transmembrane transporter activity
Source: RefSeq, a predicted model, not a curated record